UACUACUACUACUAUCAGUGAGCUUCUCCUACCAUAUCCACCCAUGCCAUAACACCACCACCACCACCACCACCACUGCAGCAGAGAUGGAUUUUGAAAGCCCUCAUGUGGAGAAGGAGUUUCCGGGCCUGUACGCCUCCGAGUCCUCCAGACGCAGCAACAGCGAUUGAGUGUCGAUGAUUUGAUUGAGGCAGUAUUCCUCGGCAAAGUGCAUGACAGCUUUUGCCUGGGUCCUCAUGUCUUCCGCUCCUCCAUACACACACUCCAAAUUCCAGUCUAUUAGCGGAAAGUUUAAGUCUCCAAGGCAGUGCCAGUGUUUGGAGUGCCACUGUGCCUGGCCGUCCAGCGCUGCCCGGCACACGAUGGCAUCCAGCUGCCCACCAUUGUCAGGGAGUGCAUUGACCAGAUAGAGGAGCGUGACACCAAGAUGACCUACCAGAAUGUGAGCAUCGUGCUGUCGCCCACCAUGCAGAUUUCUCACCGGGUGCUCAAUGUCUUCUUCCUCAACCGUGCCUACCUCUUUGGGGGAGUCGCCAUCAAAAAGUACAUUCCCCCCAUUGGGUAGCAGCAGCAGUGGAGAGCGGAGUGUGGAGCAGCUGCAAAGUGUGGCAGAGAUUGAGGUGGAAAUGAUGAAGCAGGAAUAUCUAUUGGCACACCUCCAUACUCAGGUAACCGCCGGGCAGGUGUCUCGGAGCAAGGAGGAGCAGCUUUGGGAGUCUACAGCGGCACCCUACUCAACCCACCACCACCACCACCACCACCCAUAAUGUGACAGUUAUUAGCACGGAGGAAGUGCCGACUAGUGAGACUGGUUGUGUUUCCGACACUGUGCCACUGUUGACGAGUGCAGUGCCGUGAGUGCCAGUGUUAGUGUGGCACCUCAGACGGAGGGUGAUUCGGCACUCCAGGGUGAUGUCAGAGUGCCAAGUGACGAGCCCAAAACCGAGGAGGAGAAGGAGGAGGAGGAGGAGGAGGAGGAGGAGGAGGAGGAGGAGAGAGAAACACAGGAACAAAUAGAUGGAGAGAGGAGAGAAGAAGGAAAAAGGAGGAGAAGGAAGAGGAGGAGGAAAAAUUCACCAACUUCACCACCAAAAUUUCCACCAAUGAAAGAGGACCCCAAGAUACUGUCAUACAAAUAGUGCCACAGGGGACAGCGGGGGUGGCACAGGGGGCCUCGGGGGUGCCGCAGGGGAGGGGAGAGCUGCCCCCGCCCCUCGACUCGGAGCCUUGAUGACACUAGGCCUAAGGACUAAAGAAUUCUGAGCACCGAUUCUGUAGCGGAAAGUGUUGGCGUGUGGCAUUGCUUGCCGGUCUAAUAUGCAUGACGCUCUCGUAAAUUAGGACAGAUGGAGACAGCGGGCAUGAACGGGGGGGCAAGAAGGAGUUGUUGAGAAGCAAAAAGAAGGAGCGGAACGACAAGAAGAAAGACAAGGGUUACACAGCGCUCGGAGAAGACAGCUCGCCAGACGACAUGGAGGGCCAGGACACAAGGAAUCCUUUGAAGCCCAAGAAGCAAAAAUCCUUCAAGUUCCUCCACAAGAGAGAGAAAGAGGAGAAGGAGGACAGGAAGGAGGAGAAGAGGAAGGAGAAGGUGGAGAGAAAGAUUGACAAGCGGAAGGAGAAGGUGGAGCGGAGGAAGGAGGAAGGAGGAGAAAAGAUGUUUAAGAAGGACAAGAAGAAGAAGGAGGAACAGGAGGAAGAGGAAGUGCCUGUGUUUGGAGUGCCACUGUGCCUGGCCGUCCAGCGCUGCCCGGCACACGAUGGCAUCCAGCUGCCCGCCAUUGUCAGGGAGUGCAUUGACCAGAUAGAGGAGUGGGGUCUCCACUGUGAGGGCAUCUACAGGCUGAGUGGCGUCAAGAGCAAAGCGCAUCAACUGCGUCGCCUCUACAACACUGGGGAGGCUGUGAGGCUGUGUGACCAGGAGCCGCACGUCAUCGCAUCCUUCAUCAAGCAGUACCUCAGGGAGUUGCCGGAGCCAGUGUUGACGUCGGACAUGAUGCCACACUUUGAGGAUGUAGCGAUGAUUCCUAACCCCAGGGAGCGCGCCGAGGCCAUGCGCCAGCUGAUCAACCGCCUGCCAACCGCCUGCUGCUCCAAUACAUGUUCAAGCAUAUGGGACACAUCAUUGCAAGGAGAGUUGCCGGAGCCAGUGAUGCCGUCGGACAUGAUGCCACACUUUGAGGAUGUAGCGAUCAUUCCUAACCCCGGGGAGCGCGCCGAGGCCAUGCGCCAGCUGAUCAACCGCCUGCCAACCGCCAACCGCCUGCUGCUCCAAUACAUGUUCAAGCAUAUGGGACACAUCAUUGCAAGGGAGCGUGACACCAAGAUGACCUACCAGAAUGUGAGCAUUGUGCUGUCGCCCACCAUGCAGAUUUCUCACCGGGUGCUCAAUGUCUUCUUCCUCAACCGUGCCUACCUCUUUGGGGGAGUCGCCAUCAAAAAGUACAUUCCGCCCAUUGGUAGCAGCAGCAGUGGCAGCAGUGGAGAGCGGAGUCUGGAACAGCUGCAAAGUGUGGCAGAGAUUGAGGUGGAAAUGAUGAAGCAGGAAUCUCGAUUGGCACACCUCCAUACUCAGGUAACCGCCGGGCAGGUGUCUCGGAGCAAGGAGGAGCAGCUUUGGGAGUCUACAGCGGCACCCUACUCAACCCACCACCACCACCACCACCCAUAAUGUGACAGUUAUUAGCACGGAGGAAGUGCCGACUAGUGAGACUGAUUGUGUUUCCGUCACUGUGCCACUGUUGACGAGUGCAGUGACGUGAGUGCCAGUGUUAGUGUGGCACCUCAGACGGAGGGUGAUUCGGCACUCCAGGGUGAUGUCAGAGUGCCAAGUGACGAGCCCAAAACCAAGGAGGAGAAGGAGGAGGAGGAAAAGAAGGAAGAGGAGGAGGAAAAGAAGGAAGAGGAGGAGGAAAACAAAGCUAGUCAAGUGAUCAAACUGGAGGAAAAGGAAGAAGAGGAGGAGAAGAAAGAGGAGGAGGAGGAGGAGGAGAGAGAAACACAGGAACAAAUAGAUGGAGAGAGGAGAGAAGAAGGAAAAAGGAGGAGAAGGAAGAGGAGGAGGAGGAGGAGGAAAAAUUCACCAACUUCACCACCAAACUUUCCACCAAUGAAAGAGGACCCCAAGAUACUGUCAUACAAAUAGUGCCACAGGGGACAGCGGGGGUGGCACAGGGGGCCUCGGGGGUGCCGCAGGGGAGGGGAGAGCUGCCCCCGCCCCUCGACUCGGAGCCUUGACGACACUAGGCCUAAGGGUGCCUGAGGACGCCUUCCCAUGGACAGCAGCAGGCGACAUCCUCCUGAGGGGCUGCUGUGUGGCGUCCAUCCUUCUUUGUAUAAAGACAAAUACACUUACCUCAACACAACAA
This is a messenger RNA of Eriocheir sinensis (Chinese mitten crab), 3368 nucleotides long. RefSeq names its product ralA-binding protein 1-like. The record is from RefSeq and is a predicted model, not a curated record. NCBI's taxonomy places the organism in Eukaryota, Metazoa, Arthropoda, Malacostraca, Decapoda, Varunidae. The coding region runs from base 1472 to 2671 and encodes 399 amino acids. Gene Ontology annotation, molecular function: small GTPase binding; GTPase activator activity. The transcript has 17 exons. Gene Ontology annotation, biological process: small GTPase-mediated signal transduction.